UUAAUCGUCUUUUUUUUUGUAUUUUAUAAUUUAGUAACAUCUUUAUUAAAUGUAUUGUUUAAAAAAUGGCAAUCUUGGCAAUCUACAAAUUUGUCUAUUACGGUUAUACGGCCAAAACCGAAGUGCUAUGUAAAUGCUUUUAGAAAGACUUAUUAUUUCAAUCAAAAUGAUUAUUCUAUUAUUAAAAAUAACAAAAACAUUUUAAAAUAAAGUACAAUACUCCAACGGAACUCUAACACAAAUAAUUCCUAUUUUUUUUUUCAACAAUAAUUAUACUAGUAAAUUAUUAAAUCGAACAUGAUUAACAUGAUAAAAGCAUUUUGAACUUAUAAUAUAACAUAGUAUUAAUAACAUUAUAAUCGGUUUGAUUAAGAGUAUGACGAUGUUGAUUGGGUAGUCUAAAAAUAUGAUUUUGUGUUUGAACGAUUUCUUUUAAAAAUUUAUCAUGAUGUAAUGUUAUAUAAUAUAUAUGUACCUAUAUUAUGGUAUUAAAAUAUAUUGACUUAGUCUAGAGUGUUAGUACUCUACACGCACUCAUAAUUGAACGAGUGUACAAGUGUUAUAGAUAAAUAUAAAACGUUCAAAUGGGUUCGGUUCAAUUAGGUUUUAUGAAUAUGUAUAAAAAUUGAUCAAUUAACUUUAAAAUAUAUAAGUACUUUGUUGGUUCUCGAUAAAAACGGUUGCAUUUUAAUUUUUUCGGAGGUUGAAUUCACCAAGGGUUUAAUAAUGCGUAAGAUCAGUUUUUACCAUCCGAAAAUGUAUGGUUGAUUUUGAAGUCAUAUAUAUGACUUUAGAUGGGGAAAAUUAGCAUAUUUCAGAAGGUAUCAAUGAACGUCAAUGAACGUCGCUGACACACGGUUUAUCUGGUUUUAGGUUUAGAGAAGCCCAUGCGUACAGGGUAGGCUGCACACGAUCUAGUUUUAUCUGACCUGUAAUAAUAUCAGACAUGGUACACACAAUUCCCUAGAGGAUAUCUGACGUUAUUUUUUAAACCAUACGAAUUGAUAAACUAAAAAUACUAUGUCACCAGUGAUUAGUUUGUGGGUUUUCAGUCUCCGUGGAACGUUGACGACGAACAAAAUAUAUACAUAGCUACAUACGAGACGUUACGAUGGUUUUCGUCGACUUUUGCGUCGAUGACCCUAGUAAGACAUUUUGGGAUGAUCCAAAUAUGUAUGUGGACGAUCCCGGAUUGGACAUACUGUUGUCGUUGACCACGGACGAGUUUUUGCUGUGCAGUAAUCAAGAUGCCUCAGUCGCUGAGGUCAACGACGAUCCAGAGCUGACAGACGGAAGUCCACAAAACGAACAACAACAACAACAACAACAACAGCAGCAGAACAAAAGCAAUAAUGAUGGCAAACAGGCGUUGAUAUGCAUGUAUCCGAAUUGUGAUAAGUCGUAUUUAAAGCCGUCACAUCUCAAGGUGCAUAUGCGAAGGCACUCGGGCGAGAAACCAUACGGUUGCAUGUGGCCGGGCUGUACUUGGCGUUUCUCCCGGUCCGAUGAAUUGUCGCGGCACUGUCGUUCGCACUCGGGCGUUAAGCCGUACGGUUGCAGCAUGUGUGAUAAACGAUUCUCGCGGUCCGACCAUUUGACCAAACACGCGAGGGUGCACCACAAGCGAAUGGCCACUGCGGCCGCUGUUGCUGCUAGACUGCAAUGGCAGACACAACAAUGCCAGGGAACAUUCGCCCAGGCCAGAAAAACGGCUACCGUGAACAAAUAUCGUCAAUAACUAAAGCAUGCCCUAGGAAGCGAUUUUUGUGGUGACAAACGUGUACGUCUGCAAUACAUCGUCGUCCCAUCAAUUUCAUUAUUAAAACAAAGGAACGGAUUAAAAAUAAUUUCAAAGAGUCGAUUCAUGUCGUAUUUGUAUUGAUUUGGAUGGAUGUUGAUGAUAAUAAAACACAAACACUCGAUUUCGUAA
Sipha flava (yellow sugarcane aphid) is the source of this 1930-nucleotide messenger RNA. RefSeq names its product Krueppel-like factor 5. Gene Ontology annotation, biological process: regulation of transcription by RNA polymerase II. Gene Ontology annotation, molecular function: DNA-binding transcription factor activity, RNA polymerase II-specific; RNA polymerase II cis-regulatory region sequence-specific DNA binding. Bases 1112 to 1738 code for a protein of 208 amino acids. The transcript is spliced from 3 exons. Lineage: Eukaryota; Metazoa; Arthropoda; Insecta; Hemiptera; Aphididae. The record is from RefSeq and is a predicted model, not a curated record.